GUUAGCUUAAAUAUAAUAAAAAGUGUUCAACAUUGAAAUUGAACUUAAAUAUAAUGCAAAAUGUGUUGAAAAUGCAACUUUUCUUUUAAUACUCGGAUACUUACAAACCUAAUUUAUCUUGUUAUUUGUUGAUGUGCUGGAAGGAGGUGUAAAAACGUGUGUUAAUUUGCCAUGUCGCAACUCUUUGAGACAAGACGUCAUUAUCUACGUCAGUUUAUUGAUAUCGACAGACUUCCAACUGCACUGAUCGCAAGUUAGUAAGCUAAAAUGAAGACCAUAUUGGACGUUAUGUCAAUGCAAAAACGCACUGAAGCUAAUAAAAUUCAAAAACAAAAACCUACAGAUUAUCGUAAAGUUGAUAAGCCGGGUGUUGUGCCACGUUUCCUCUUCGAAUGUGCAGUUAAAUUGCAAAUUAAGCCAUUGACCUCCGCAAGUGCUGCCAUAAUUUACCAUCGAUUCUACAACGAAGUAUCAAGUAGCGAUUAUGAUGAAUAUCUUAUAGCUGCGUCCGCGCUUUACCUGGCAGGCAAGAUUAAAGACGAUCCUGUAAAAAUUCGUGACGUCAUCAAUGUUACACACAGCACUUUGAAUCGUGGCUCCCAACCACUUGAAUUGGGCGAUGAAUAUUGGUCGAUACGUGAUGCAAUAGUACAAGCUGAAUUGCUUAUUGCACGUACAUUGAAAUUUGAUUUAAAUAUUGAACAUCCACAUAAGUACUUACUUUAUUAUAUGAAAACAUUGCAAUCUUGGCUGGGUUCUAGUGUCUGGUCAUCGGUGCCAAUAGCAAAAGCAGCGGCAUCUUUUCUACAAGAUUUUCAUCAUAGUACAAAAAUCCUCAAUCACAAGCCAUCGCACAUCGGUAUAUGUUGCUUAUCGUUAGCAUUGCAAACGUAUGGCAUACAAGUACCACUCGCCGAUGAAUCUGACGAGGCCUCUAUGUGGUAUACGCCAUUCGUAACCGAUCUAACCAAGGAGAAACACUGGGAAAUCGUUGAAGAUAUAAUAGAGGUUUAUAAACAGGAGAACGAAAUCAAUUCUGCUUAAAGUGAAAAUUAUAAGCUUUAAAGUGACUUGAAGUAUAUGCGAAAUUUGUGAUAAGGAAAAUCCUCAAGCUAUACAAUAGGCUUUGGUGUAUUUCUUCCUCAUAUAAUAGUUAAUUACUGAAAUUGUAUUCCAUCAAAAUUUUUAAACAAAACACACACACACACCCAUGUAGACUUACCGACCAACCUGAGAAAGGCAUGAAUUAAUUUAACUGGGUACAUAAAAGUAUGAUUUAAUAAAACUUUUUUAUUUAUGAAGUUGCA
This is a messenger RNA of Ceratitis capitata (Mediterranean fruit fly), 1307 nucleotides long. RefSeq names its product cyclin-Q (gene koko). Gene Ontology annotation, molecular function: cyclin-dependent protein serine/threonine kinase regulator activity. Lineage: Eukaryota; Metazoa; Arthropoda; Insecta; Diptera; Tephritidae. The record is from RefSeq and is a predicted model, not a curated record. Gene Ontology annotation, cellular component: nucleus. The transcript is spliced from 6 exons. The coding region runs from base 268 to 1044 and encodes 258 amino acids. Gene Ontology annotation, biological process: regulation of transcription by RNA polymerase II.